Akanthomyces muscarius is the source of this 1344-nucleotide messenger RNA. RefSeq lists its product as uncharacterized. The coding region runs from base 1 to 1344 and encodes 447 amino acids. The transcript has a single exon. NCBI's taxonomy places the organism in Eukaryota, Fungi, Ascomycota, Sordariomycetes, Hypocreales, Cordycipitaceae. The record is from RefSeq and is a predicted model, not a curated record.
AUGAAGUUCCUGGCUGCUGUCGCCGCCCUUUUGAGUGCCACGAUGGCUGCGCCGUCCAUUGCCAUUCGCGGCGACCCUGGUAUCACCGUGGCGCAUCCCGGUGCUGUCCAGGACAUGAAGGUUACGAAGGAGACCACACUCAACGGUACUUAUAAUGGUCCUCAAGCAAAGAUCGUUGCCCCCUCGGAUAUCUCCGAGCGUGCGGGAACAUCGAUUCCUUUCCAGUUUGUCAACAACUUUUCUGGAAGAGCUGUCAACGCAUACGUCGUCGGUCUUGAUCCCCAGAAGCGCGUUGUCUUUGUUAGACAAGAUGGCACCCUCGUCUACCCCAGCUCUGGAGGUUCUAAAGUGCCAGUACCUGUCAAAGAAAAUAUCAAAAUAUCUCUCCCCGGCAAGGGCCAGAGGCUGUCUAUGACUCUUCCCAUUUCUCUCGAGUCUGGUCGUAUUUACUUUUCCGAGGGCGAGCUGCAAUUUGGCAUGGUCCGCACUGACACUGGCGGUGAUGGUCUGGUUCAGCCCUCUGUGACCAACCUUGGAGACCCCAGUGCUGGAACCGACUGGGGAUUUGUCGAGCUCACUUUUACCAAGGAGGGGGCUAUCUAUGCCAACAUCAGUUACGUCGACUUUGUCGGCAUGAUCCUGAGCAUGGACCUGUCGACCAGCGACGGCACCCCUAAGCAAGUGACCAAGGGCCUCGCUGCUGGCUCUAUGAAGACCAUCUGCGACGAAAUCCGUCAACAGGGCUCCAAGGACGGCCGACCGUGGGGCAAGAUGUGUAUCGGGGACGGUUCUGGAGCCGCCGUCCGCGUCCUCUCCCCCAACGACUAUACGGUGAUUGACCCUAACGGAUUUGCCAACUAUUGGAACAACUACGUCGACCAAGUCUGGAACAAGUACUCGAACCAGCCCUUGAUUGUCAAUACUCAGGGCGAUGCUGGCAAUGUGAGCUGCAGAGUUUCUGGCAACCAGUUGAACUGCCCUGGCGAUAACCUGAGCUUUCAGAAGCCCUCGGCCGCCGACAUCUGGGGCUGCAACAGCGGACCCUUUGAGAAUCGUGGUAACGGUAUUCAUCUGGCCGCCGUCGCACGCAUCUGCGCUGCCUUUAUUCGAACCACUCUUCUCCUCCCUGGUGGCAACGUUCAGCCCAGCCUUCCUGCCAGCUCUUACUACACUGCGGACCCCACGGAUCACUACAGCCGCCUCAUUCACAAGCACGAGGUUGAUGGCCGAGGCUAUGCCUUCCCCUACGACGAUGUCAAUGCCGGGAACGAGAAUGCUUCUGGCACCGUUGCUUCUGGUCGCCCGAGCACCCUGACCGUGUACGUUGGAGGCUACUCGGCAUAG